This is a messenger RNA of Macrosiphum euphorbiae (potato aphid), 276 nucleotides long. Lineage: Eukaryota; Metazoa; Arthropoda; Insecta; Hemiptera; Aphididae. The record is from the annotation of a GenBank genome assembly.
AUGUCAACUGAAGAUUUCGAAAACCUAAUAUGUCUCAUCGGUCCAGCAGUCCACAAACAAAAUACUAUUUGGAGAACUGCUAUUAGUGUGACUGAGCGUUUAGCUUUGACUUUAAGGUUCUUGGCAACGGAAGACUCUUACCAUAGCACGAUGUAUCAAUUUAAAAUAUCUACUCAGGCAAUAUCACUUAUAGUUCCGGAAGUUUGUGAAGCAAUAGUCAAUGCUCUUUCGGAGUAUAUUAAGGUAAGCACAUACAUAAAUAAAUUAUUUAAAUAA